Messenger RNA from Microbotryum saponariae, 922 nucleotides. NCBI's taxonomy places the organism in Eukaryota, Fungi, Basidiomycota, Microbotryomycetes, Microbotryales, Microbotryaceae. The record is from the annotation of a GenBank genome assembly.
AUGGCCAGCGUAGCCAUCACGGCGACCAUCGCCCCCAUCAGCGACCUUCCUCUGGCGCUGCAUCACCCGCUGUACCUCGCUGCGCCGGUGGUCGAGCAGCGACGAUCUGACGCCCAGUACGACGCCGCCGUCGACCUUCUCGCUGACCGUAUCCUGGCCCACGAAGCCGAAUACCGAAGGACGGGUCUCGUCCACACCAUCGCCAGUCGCUCUGUUCUCGCGCCGCUCAUUUCGACACGCAGCCGCGGCGGCCCAUCAAUCAACCCGAACUCGGCGGCUGCACCCGGCCAUCGAGUCGGAGCUGACGCAGCCUUGGCGCGACGCGUCCUGUGUCAAGGUAUACCUCUGAACGAGCAAGAGUCGAGGGAUCGCCUCAGGAUCGCCCUCGAAGACAAGCAGACGAUCGACUCGGCUCGCCCAAGUCUCAUCCCUGCCGAGAAGGCAUCCGGCAUUUCACGUGGUGAAGAAUCGCCUUCAACCAAGAUCGUUUUGGCAAAGACCGCCAGUGCAGUCACGCUGCUCGACACGUUCUCUGCCUCCAAGGUCGCGUCGAGCAACUCGGCACUCUCGGCAUCGAAAGCCCGACGUACCUCGACGUCUUCUCGACCCAAACACUCUGGAGGUGCUCUCGGUGGCCCCGAUCGAGACGGUCCUGACACAGCGGAUAGCCCCAUCAAGGAUUCUCGGCCGGUCAGGAGGCUCGGCAGCCAGCCUACGCGAGAUAUAGAUGCAGCCUCGCCCAAAAGGGCAGCGACGUCGGAAUCGCGGUCACUCGGGCGAGACGAGCAAGUGCUAUUCGAGGGCGGGUGCACCCAAGUCAGUUCAGGAGAACGUCAUUCUCUCCCUUAACGCCAACUACGCCAUCUGACCAUAUCUCAUUCAAAUAUCGGCCUACCAGAUGGAAUUGCCAGACCCGAGCUAG